This is a messenger RNA of Daktulosphaira vitifoliae (grape phylloxera), 884 nucleotides long. RefSeq lists its product as uncharacterized. The record is from RefSeq and is a predicted model, not a curated record. The transcript has 4 exons. NCBI's taxonomy places the organism in Eukaryota, Metazoa, Arthropoda, Insecta, Hemiptera, Phylloxeridae. The coding region runs from base 259 to 768 and encodes 169 amino acids.
AUACUUCUCAGUGAUUCACAAACACUGUGGUGAGCAUGAUGAACGUAUGUUAGUAUUAAUUUAAAGCUCCUGUAUCGUGAAUUAUUUUAUCCGUUAAAAAAAUCAGUGCUAUCAUUUAAAAAUUAUAGGUAUAACCAAGAAGUUUUACUUUACUAUAAAUUGGAGCAUUUCAAUAAUUAAGAUUUACUCUUAUUAAAAACACAAGGAUUGGAUAGGAAAUCUUUAAAAUACCAGACGUAAUGAUACCAGAGAAGUGUAAUGCCACUCAAUGGAAAUAUGGUGGCCAAAUACUUGGUCAUGGUUUCACAGGUUAUCGCCUGGUGCAUGGUAAGUGUGAUGCUGUUACGAAAAGGUUUUAGCCAAGUACAAGAAUCAACCCAUAUUCAAAACCAUAACAGUAGCGAAGUAGGUAACUCGACAAUACCCAAAAAUCCAGAGGUUCAGUCAUUUGAUAAUAGUGGCACAACUGCAAUUGUGGCUGGCGUAGUAAUGAUUGCCAUUGCUCUAAUAAUGCUUAUCAUAAGUCCGACAAUUAUGUUUAUGAAAAUGAUGGAAAAGAGAAAAGAGAAUAUACAUAACAAUAUAUUGGAAUCACCGCCUAAGUAUGAAGAUGUAGUAGAAUGUGCCCCAAGGUAUUCAUCUUUAUUUGUUUUUAAUAGUACAGGAGAUAUAAUUUUGCUGUCUAGUGGUAAAGUUGUACAAAAGACAAGUACAUUGAACCACGACAUAUCCACAAUAGAUGUUCACAAGUCAUCAGAUGAUAUUUAAAAUUAUAGGAUUAUUAUUUAUUAUUUAUUCAAGAAAAAUAUAUGAACAAAUACUUAACAAAUAUUAGGAAACCAUAAAUUAGCAAAAUAGUCAAUAAAAAAACUAUUUUAUUUAUA